Molecule: messenger RNA, 2313 nt
Organism: Cyanistes caeruleus (blue tit)
Lineage: Eukaryota; Metazoa; Chordata; Aves; Passeriformes; Paridae
Gene: UNC93A
Product: unc-93 homolog A
Source: RefSeq, a predicted model, not a curated record
GAAAGAAGGGGAAAAAUCAUUUUCAUGAGUAUGACUUGUUAAACCCGAGGGACCAAAGCCCUGAACAUGUUCCCCAUGAAUGAAGGCUGUCCCACUUGCCAAGCAGCCAGCAGCUUUGGGAUUCUGUGCUGCACAGUUAUGGAGCUGGUGUAUGCAGACAGAGCUAUAGCACUGUCUCAUUUCCUAGCAUGCUUUUGUAAUCACAGUUAAGCAAUAGGCCUGAUAGAGAUUUCAGUACAGUGUUUAAUCUUUGUCCCUUAUGGAUUUGUGUAUCUUUAUGACAGAAAGUGAUUCCACAGCUUGCAAUUUUUUUUCUUCUGUACUGAUCAUGGUGGAGAGCCAUAUAUUAUAUGACUUCAAUACUCAAAUAAGUGCAAGCAUUGCAAGAGACUUAUAUACCUCUCUAAUAAAAUGCGAUAGAUGCCCUUGGGACUGCUGGCUAUUGCCUGAGUAACUACAGGUGAAUGAGUAACAACUCCAUAAGUUUUCAGUACUACUUAAAAGUAAAGUUCACUGUCCAGUCUUCAAAUAAUUAGCAACUGUCUUCUCUACAAACACAGAAAAAAGUGACCUUUUCCAACAAGGCGUAAGCUGUUUUUCUCCAACCCAAGUCAUCCCGCGGAAUAAUUGGAUCAGCUUUGCCCACUGGCAGACCUUUUGUCUUCUAUGAAUCAACAUGGAAAGGAAUCUUAAGAAUGUUUUGGUCAUUUCUUUCGGAUUCGUACUUCUCUUUACUGCUUACUCAGGACUCCAGAGUCUGCAGAGCAGCCUCAAUGCGGAAGAAGGCCUGGGCGUUGCUUCCCUAAGCGUUCUGUUUGCUGCACUCACCUUAUCAUCCAUGUUCCUCCCCCCAAUCGUCAUCAAGAAGCUGGGCUGCAAGUGGACCAUUGUGGUCUCUAUGUGCGGCUACGUUGCCUACUCCUUAGGGAACUUCUAUGCUAGCUGGUACACACUCAUCCCUGCCUCUGUGAUCCUGGGCUUAGGAGGAGCACCACUGUGGUCUGCCAAAUGCACUUACCUCACUAUUGCUGGCACUUUGUAUGCUGAGAAAGCAGGAAAAAAUGCAAAAGACAUUAUCAACCAAUACUUUGGGGUCUUCUUUCUGGUGUUUCAGACUUCCGGCGUCUGGGGAAAUCUUAUCUCAGCCUUGAUACUUGACCAAUCUUCCAACAAAGUGGAGAUCACAGAAGAAGACCUGAAAUGCUGUGGAGCAUUCAACUGCCUGACUGGUACCACUAACUCCACUGAGUCAGCAAGACCCUCCAACUCCUUAAUCUACACACUGGUAGGGAUCUAUACUGCUAGUGGUGUGCUAGCUGUGUUGCUGGUUAGUAUAUUUCUGGACCAGAUCCAAUCUGACCAAGUAGAGACUGAGAAAGAAAAACUAGAGGCACCAUCCUUUUGGUCUACGUUCCUAGCGACUUUCCGGCAUCUUAAAGAUAAAAGACAGUGUCUUCUAAUCCCUCUGACAAUGUACAGUGGGUUUGAACAGGCAUUUCUUACUGGUGACUACUCCAAGGUAUAUAUGACCUGUGCCCUGGGGAUACAGUACGUUGGCUAUAUGAUGAUCUGCUUUGCAGGUGUAAAUUCCCUCUGCUCCCUGCUCUUUGGAAAGAUCUCCCAGUUCACGGGUAGAAAACUUCUAUUUGCAUUAGCCGCAGUUUUGAACACGGGCUGUAUAAUAACACUACUGCUGUGGAAACCUCAUCCCAAGCAGCUUCCUGUGUUUUUUGUCAUCCCUGCUCUUUGGGGCGUAUCUGAUGCUGUUUGGCAAACACAAACUAAUGCAAUCUAUGGCAUUUUAUUUGAGAAAAACAAGGAGGCUGCCUUUGCAAAUUACCGUCUCUGGGAAUCAGUUGGAUUUGUCAUCGCCUUCGCUUACAGCAACAUGUUGCAAGCCUACGUCAAAAUGUACAUUUUACUGUCUGUGCUUGUGCUGUCCAUGGUGACCUACGGAGCAGUGGAAUACCUCGAGGCUAAGAGCUCCCACAGGACACCUGCUGCUACCAAGAAGGAAAAUGGAAAAUCCCCCUCUCAGGAAACACACAUGUAAUCCAACAGGGUCAGAGGGAUGGAGGCAAAGCAAACUGGCCAGCUCUUUACAGGCACGUCUCCAAGGGCGUUCCAGUGUGUACUGUUUCCACAAGGAUGGUAAAGGAACAGAUUUCAAGGCUGCUAUGAUGCAAAUGUCUUGGGAGUAAAAACCUCCUUUGAGAUCUCACCUUUAUAAGGGAAGAUUAGUUGACUUUAUCCUUUCAUGCAGAUGACAAACUAAUAAAUAAAGUCUUAAUAAAUGUAAACAAGAUUCCUAAA